CCAUUUUUUAUGAUCCCUAUUCGUAUAGUAUUUUCAUUGCUAUAAAUAGUGAGAAUGUGUCUUAAAUCCUAGGCACGCAGUAGUGAGCCAGAGUCGCAUUGAUCACACAAGAUUCACAACUCACACGCAGCUUCUAACUUUCAUGUCACACCCUUCUUUCUUUUUUUUUUCUUUUGGAGAUACCCGUCCUUCCUGGAUAUACUACUAGCUAGGUCACACAGAUAAGAUUACCCUUGGCUUGCUAUAUAGAUUAUAGAUAGAUUCCUUUGCAUGUAGAGAUUUUUCUUUUUCUUUCUAAAGAAAGUGAUCAGUGAGAGGACACAGCAAGAAUCUUGAUCUUUCUGCUGCACGUUGUUGCGUAGAAAAUCUUUAAAGUGAAAUCCUGCUUACGUUAAACCACACAACUCUACUCCAAGAUUUUCUUCUCUUCUCUUCUAUAGCUUCCACACCACCAUCACAUGCAACACACACACGUAGGGUUACUUUUUCUGUUAAUAUUCUAUUCUUGAAUCAAAGAUUCAAUGGCUGUAGACACGUUUCUUCUGUUGGCACUCGCUAUGUGCCGUUUGAUUGUGACGGUUGGGUUGACGGUGGUCCCGACAGAGCUCCUCCACGUGGAACUGGCCGGUCAGCUGAGCGUUGACACGUCGGAGGUGGAAGCGGCUUCGGUGGACUUCGGGAUGCUGAGCAAAGGGGAGCCCCCGUUAGCGGUGGUGCACCCGGUGUCAGCGGAGGACGUGGCUCAGGUGGUUAAGGCGGCGUAUGACGGUGGGUUCACAGUGUCGGCGAGAGGGCACGGGCAUUCCAUUAACGGGCAAGCGCUGAUGAAAGAGAGAAGUAGGGGGAGGAGAGGGGUGGUGAUUGAAAUGGUGAAGGGUCACGGUGGUGAUGGUGGUGGUCCUCCUCCGCCGCUAGUGUCAGAGAAGGGAAAGUAUGUGGAUGUGUGGGGAGGGGAGUUGUGGAUAGAGGUGCUGAGGGCAACACUUGAGCAUGGAUUGGCACCAAUGUCUUGGACUGAUUACUUGUAUUUGUCUGUGGGUGGAACUCUGUCUAACGCGGGUAUUAGUGGACAAACCUUCAAUUACGGCCCUCAAAUCUCCAAUGUUCUUGAACUCGAUGUUGUUACAGGAAAGGGUGAGGUGUUGACGUGUUCUGAAGAUGGUAACUCAGAGCUGUUCCAUGGCGUUCUUGGUGGUCUAGGACAAUUUGGAAUCAUCACCAGGGCUAGAAUUGCUCUCCAACCAGCUCCUCACAGAGUUCGUUGGAUACGGGUGCUGUACUCCAAUUUUUCAACCUUCUGUAAGGACCAGGAGUUUCUCAUCUCUCUGCAAGGGAAACAUGCAAGCCAGAGAUUCGAUUACGUUGAGGGUUUUGUAAUAGUGGAUGAAGGACUCAUCAAUAAUUGGAGAUCCUCCUUCUUUUCACCUAGUAACCCUGUUAAAAUCACUUCCCUUAAUGCUCAUGGAGAUGUUUUGUACUGCUUGGAGAUUACCAAAGAUUACCACCAAGGAAACGCAGAUUCUAUUGAUGAGGAAAUAGAGGCUCUAUUGAAAAAGUUAGAUUUUAUACAAACAUCAGUGUUCACUACGGACGUGCCUUAUGUCGAUUUUCUGGAUCGUGUCCAUAAAGCAGAGCUAAAGCUCAGAUCCAAGGGUUUGUGGGACGUCCCACAUCCAUGGCUCAACCUUUUUGUUCCAAAAUCAAGGAUUAAAGACUUUGACAAGGGUGUGUUCAAGGGCAUUCUGGGAAAUAGCACAAGUGGGCCUAUCCUCAUAUACCCUAUGAACAAACACAAGUGGGACCAUCGGAGCUCGGCAGUGACGCCAGAAGAGGAGAUGUUUUACCUGGUAGCGUUUCUGAGAUCAGCCUUGGAUACAGAGGCACUGGAGUACCUGACUAAGCAGAACCGUCAGAUUCUAAGAUUCUGCCAAGAUUCAGAGAUCAAGGUGAAACAGUACAUGCCCCAUUACACAACACAGCAGGAGUGGAUGGACCACUUUGGGGAUAAGUGGACCCAUUUCCAGGCCUUGAAGAUGCAAUUCGACCCCCGCAGAAUCUUAGCCACAGGCCAGCAAAUAUUUCAAUUUGAUGAGCCAUAUACAGAUGAUAUGAUAUGUAGCAAAACAGCAAAUUCAGAUUUGGAAGGACAACAAUGGAAACACAUAAAAUAAUUCAGUUCUAUUCCCCUCUUGGAGCCUCAUAAUCAUACAUGUGAGGAAGAUACAAGUAUAAUUUCUAAAAUCAGCUUGCCGUUAAUAUAAACGCAUACAUCAUCAUUCAUAAGAAGAACUAUGUUCACUUUUUACGGUGAAGUGAGUGUUGACACCUGUCAACACUCGUGCAAGUGUAUUCAAACAUACACUAGAUGGGCCUAAACAAUAAACUGUAUUUGUAUUGUACCAUCAUGAUUAGAAAACAAUGAGGAGGAUCACAGCAUUACAAGGAGGGUAUAGUCUUGAUCAAAAAAAAAGGAGGGUAUAGUCCAGGUGCAAGAGUGGUUGAGGAGUUGCUAGCUGAGAUUAGUGGGAUGGAGUUGGGGUUAUUGUCAUAUAGGAAGCAAGGUAAGCAAAAUGUGUUUUCAAAAACACUUUCAAUGAAAAUUCAAAUUUCACUAGGAUUGAAAUGAAAGUAAUUUUAGAUGAAUGUAAUGAAAUGAAAAUUCAGACACUCACUAGUAAUUUUACCCAAUUAGUUUGGAGUUGAUGUUACAGAGUGGUGGGGACGUGGGGUCUUUAUUGGGGCGUGGAUGGAGCUAAUGCACAUGAGAUGUUCCAGUGCAGCGCCCGUGAUCCCGACCGUCUGUCUGAUUUGGUUAUUGUCUUGUUCACAACCAAGCAGCUGUUUCUGGUUUCACUACUCUGGUUUCAGGUUUCACUUCUAUAGAUGCUUGCCAUCUUCUGUGGUUCCAAAUUUUGAAAAAUAAUGAACUUUUGGGCUUUUAACUUUUAUUAUUCAUCCAAAAUCAUUGUACAUAUAAAUUCUUCUAGACACAUCAGAGCUGUCUGUCUAUCACUCUUCUAGCUACAAGGAACCAGCAGGAAUAACAGCUCUGAAUGGAAACCAGGCUGUACCACACCGUGUAAAUUUCAUAUAAUAUCGACUAUUUUAUUUCUCCA
Messenger RNA from Lotus japonicus, 3116 nucleotides. Its product is annotated as cytokinin dehydrogenase 5. Gene Ontology annotation, biological process: cytokinin metabolic process. Gene Ontology annotation, molecular function: cytokinin dehydrogenase activity; FAD binding. The coding region runs from base 522 to 2171 and encodes 549 amino acids. NCBI's taxonomy places the organism in Eukaryota, Viridiplantae, Streptophyta, Magnoliopsida, Fabales, Fabaceae. The record is from RefSeq and is a predicted model, not a curated record. The transcript is spliced from 5 exons.